Molecule: messenger RNA, 931 nt
Organism: Scatophagus argus
Lineage: Eukaryota; Metazoa; Chordata; Actinopteri; Scatophagidae
Gene: med29
Product: mediator complex subunit 29
Exons: 4
Coding region: 44-574 (176 amino acids)
Biological process (GO): regulation of transcription by RNA polymerase II
Cellular component (GO): mediator complex
Molecular function (GO): transcription factor binding; transcription coregulator activity
Source: RefSeq, a predicted model, not a curated record
UUGAAACAGAUCUCCUUCCGGCUUGUUCGUAUAGCCGGUCAAGAUGGCUUCUCAGCAGCAACCCGGUGGGCCGAUGUCUCAACCUGGAUUACAACAGCCUACUACACUACAACAGCAACAGCAACAAUUGAGCCAACAGCAAGACUUUGAUCCAGUUCACAGAUUUAAGAUGCUCAUUCCACAGCUGAAGGAGAGUCUACAGAAUUUAAUGAAGAUUGCAUCCUUGAAUCUGGCCCAUAACACGUCGAUUGAUAACGGCAUCAAAAGCAGCGACGCUUCUGUUCAGCGAUUUGACAAAAGCCUGGAGGAAUUUUAUGCUCUUUGCGAUCAGCUGGAGCUGUGCUUGCGGCUGGCAUAUGAGUGCCUCUCCCAGAGCAUUGACAGUGCCAAACAUUCACCCAACCUGGUCCCAACAGCCACCAAGCCGGACACAGUGCAGACAGAGUCCAUGUCUUACGCCCAGUACCUCGGCAUGAUCAAGUCUCAGAUUUCCUGUGCUAAAGACAUCCACAACGCUUUGCUUGAGUGUUCCAAGAAGAUCGCAGGAAAGGGACAGCCGCAGGGAAUCAUGUAGACCUGGACCCACCCAACAAUUCCAACUCUCUGCCUCUGGUGACUUUUUGUUUUUGUUUGUUUGUUUUUUUUUUGGAGAAACGUGAUGUGAAUUCAUAUUUGAAUUCAUAUUCUUGUAUUCAGAACUCAGUUUUGCACUGCAUCGCUCAAGAUGCUGUUUCAUUUUUCAAGAUCCUGUAUAUUUGGUUAAGAUUGUUUCUAAGAAAGUUAUAUUUGGUAUAAAUGCUGUGUAAAUAGUCCCAAUAGAGUCAAGUUGUAAAAUGACCAGCAGGUGGUGGCAGAGUUGCUACUUCCAACUCAAUAUUCACAAGUCUUUUGUAGCUUAUUUGUAUUAAAUAUUAAAACCUUUGUACUUAAA